Messenger RNA from Hansenula anomala, 642 nucleotides. RefSeq lists its product as uncharacterized. The record is from RefSeq and is a predicted model, not a curated record. The transcript has a single exon. Bases 1 to 642 code for a protein of 213 amino acids. Lineage: Eukaryota; Fungi; Ascomycota; Saccharomycetes; Phaffomycetales; Wickerhamomycetaceae.
AUGAAGUUAUCAUUCUUGUUAUCAUUUCUCAGCACUUCUGCUAUUGUUUUGGCAAAUACUCAAAACUUCACUUUGAAGUGCUUUGCUCCAAAUACUGUUCUAGAAGAUGCUAAUCUUCAUGUUGAUGAGGAUAACAAGAUUUAUAUCGCCAACGUUUCGGAAACUGCAACUGGUCAAUUAUUAAAUAAUGGGUCACUAGCUAUUGGAGAUACUAUCAUGGGGAUUGGAAAAAACUACUUAUCGUUAGAAGCUGACUCUACUAGUUUUGAAUACGUGAAUUCCUGGUCCAUUGAGAAUGGUUACUUGAAACUAUAUGGUUCAGACUUUCACGCAGUUCCAUCAGGGAUGGAUGGUAUUUACGUUCUAGGCAGUAUUAAUGCAGCAGCUGGUAGAGACGAUGUUAUCCCAAUUGCAAUCAAAGCUGAAGAUAGCUCAGGUGCUACUAUUGCGGACUUUAACCCAGAAUCCGGUUCAAGUUCUAGCGUUUUGAGUGUUUUGGGCUCUCAAACCUUUGAUCAUAGCUCAGCAAGUAUGACAGCAUUGAAAUCUAGUGUAUCAUCAAGUAACUUAGGCUCUGAAAAUUUUGUGAAGCUGUUUGGAGCAUUAGGUAGUGGUUUGGUCGCUUUGAUUAUGAUGAUUUAG